Messenger RNA from Prorocentrum cordatum, 1849 nucleotides. NCBI's taxonomy places the organism in Eukaryota, Dinophyceae, Prorocentrales, Prorocentraceae. The record is from the annotation of a GenBank genome assembly.
AGACGGGAUCAGACACCGCCACUUGCCGCGCCGCGCCGCGCGAUAGGGCGCCAGGCGCCAUGGCGCAGGUGGACUUCGGGAGUUUCCUGGGGGAGGUCCGGCAGGACCUCGUCAGCAGUGCGCCAGCACCUGGCGCCGCGGGGACUCCACGGCGGGGCGUCCUGCAGCUGACGGUGUCGCGCGGGGCGGCCGUGAGCAAGUCGAGCAGCUCCGGCGCCGUGGCCUUUGGCGAGGCCACAGUUGAGGCGAUGGCUCUCAUCGAUCGCGGCUUGCAGAAGGCGAGCAGCAUGCGCCAGAGCUUCUCCUACCGAUGGCUCUCCGCGCCGGCGCGGCCCGGGCUGGGCGCGGGCGCGCGCGGCGAGCUGGACGAGGAGGAGGAGGAGGAGGCCUCGCUGCGGCUGGACGGGGAGCCGCGGCGGCUGAGGCUGGCAGUGCCGAUGCCCGCGUGCGGCGGCGACGCGGGGUUUGCCGAUGUGCUGAGCGCCUGGACCAGCGCGGCGAUGAGGUCCCUGGCGGGUGCCGCCGCCGACGGACCCUCGCUGUCCGCGCUCGUCCCGCUGGUGGCGCUCCCCGUGCUCGGGCCCCUGGCGCAGGGCCUGCUGGCCGCGCUGCCGGGCGGCGCCGGGGCGGCGGCGGCCAGCCUGGCGCUGCCGCUGAAGGUCUGCGGCUUCGGCGGCCUCGCCGCGACGCAGGUGGCCCAGAGCGCCAUCGUGCCGAGCCUGGGACACGAGCUCGCCACGCACGUGGGCCUCUUCUCGCUGACCUCGGCCAUAAUGUUUAUUUUCUCCAUCAAGGGCCUUGGUAACCACUCCACCGCGCGCGAGGGCGUUCUCCUCGGGGCGCUCGCCACCGCCCUGGGCAUGUUGGCGGUGAUGGUGUCCCCCGGCUUCAACGGCGCCCACCUGCGAUUCAUCUCCACGUUCCUGGUCGCGGGCGGCCUGGGCGGGCUCUUCGCCACGCGGGUGAGCAUGGAGGAUAUGCCGCAGCUCGUCGCAGGCUUCCACUCCUUCGUGGGCCUGGCCGCCGUCUUCGCGGGCUUCGCAAGCUACCUGGCUCCAGAUCCCUUCCACAUGAUGAAGGCCCUUGAGAUAUGCUUGGGGUCCGCGAUCGGCAUGCUGACGUUCACGGGCAGCGUUGUGGCCGCGGGCAAGCUCCACGGGGUCAUCCCGGGGAGGCCCGUUGUCCUGGACAACAGGUGGUUACUGAACUUCCUGGGGCUCGGCAGCAGCCUCGCGCUGAGCGUCAUGUUCUGCCGCCCCUCGUUCUACCGCACUGCCUACGGCGGGCUGUGUCUGCUUGCCAACACGGCGAUCUGGGGCGGCCUUGGGGCCAACAUGGUGUUGCCGAUCGGCGGCGCGGACAUGCCCGUGGUGGUGUCAUUGCUCAACGCCUUUAGCGGCCUCGCGACCAGCGCCGCGGGCUUCAUGCUGUCUAACAACCUGCUCACCAUCACGGGCGCGCUGGUUGCCUCUAGCGGCACUCUUUUGAGCGACAUCAUGUGCCGCGGAAUCAACCGCUCCAUGGGCAGCGUGCUGCUGGGUGGCUUCGGCACCGACGGUAGCACCGUGCCAGGCGGCGCCGUGGGGCCCGUCGGCAAUGUGACAGAGGUGUCACCCAUGGGCUUCGUGAACAUGCUCCUCGGUGCCAAGCGCGUGGUCAUCGUGCCCGGCUACGGCCUGGCGGUGGCGCGCUGCCAGCAGAGGCUGGCGGACGUGGUGGCGCUGCUGCGCAGCCACGGCGUGGUCGUCCACUUCGCCAUCCACCCGGUCGCUGGCCGGCUGCCGGGGCACAUGAACGUGCUGCUCGCGGAGGCCGACGUCCCGUACGACAUCGUGCGGGAGAUGGAGGA